This is a messenger RNA of Kalmanozyma brasiliensis GHG001, 402 nucleotides long. RefSeq lists its product as uncharacterized. The record is from RefSeq and is a predicted model, not a curated record. The transcript has a single exon. NCBI's taxonomy places the organism in Eukaryota, Fungi, Basidiomycota, Ustilaginomycetes, Ustilaginales. Bases 1 to 402 code for a protein of 133 amino acids.
AUGCGUUACAAACUCGACCGAUUGCGCAUCAACCCAGCCUCCCUACAAAUCACCCAACCCCUACCCACCGUUCGACCGUUCCAUCUGGACAUUCUUCGAAAUCAACUCCAAACGCAGAUCCACCUGAAGAGAAUCUUGUUCGUCACGCCAACGGCGGACCACAAGCAACGCAUCUUUGCCGUUCCCAUCCUCAAUGAGUCUUUCCAGCAGGUGGUGCUGGAUGGCGGAAAGACGCAGAGGAUCGGAUUCGCGUUCGUGGCCAUUCGAGAAGGGGUUGUGCCCGCGGCGAACUGGUGCGGGUAUGCUUUGCUCGACAUGCCCGAUAGGGCCGGAUUCGAGAGGAUCCUGGAGCAAGGCAAACGGGUGAGGGCGCUGAGCGACUACCUCAGGCCAAUGGUGUGA